This is a messenger RNA of Phodopus roborovskii (desert hamster), 2042 nucleotides long. RefSeq names its product cannabinoid receptor 1 (gene Cnr1). Gene Ontology annotation, biological process: G protein-coupled receptor signaling pathway. The transcript has 2 exons. The coding region runs from base 570 to 1991 and encodes 473 amino acids. Gene Ontology annotation, cellular component: membrane. The record is from RefSeq and is a predicted model, not a curated record. Lineage: Eukaryota; Metazoa; Chordata; Mammalia; Rodentia; Cricetidae. Gene Ontology annotation, molecular function: cannabinoid receptor activity.
CGCGCAAGCGGAGAGAGAGGCAGGGACCGCGAGCAGGGCGCGGCGACCGGCGCUCGGGCUGGCCCAGGCGGGCGGCCCCAAGCCGGCCAGCGCGGUCAACGGGACGCCAGGGAGAGCUAGAGAACGACCCCGGGCCUGCCAGAGCCCAAGGGCGACAGUCCCGGGGGCUGUGGCGCACGAGUGCUGGAGGCUGGGGACGCGGGCGCGCAGACCGACUGACUUACUGACCGAUCGCCGCAGGCACGCCCCGCUCUACCCCGCCCCGCCGCGCCCCGCGCCGCCUCCCGGCUCGCUCUCUGCCUCUACCUUCUCUACUUCUUUUCCGCCUCCGCCUCCUUCGGGCUCCCCUGGCGCCAGAGCCUUUUCCUGGCUCAGGCGGGAGCCUGGACUGUCUGCAGAGCUCUCGUAGAGUCGGGGGGCAAAUUUCCUUGUAGCAGAGAGCCAGUCUCUUGGCUGGGCGACAGGUGCCGAGGGAGCUUCUGGCCCGUGGACCGGGGGAUGCGAAGGGCUUCUCUCCUGGUAUCUCUUUCUCCAUCACCGUGAGUCUGGCCUAAUUGAAGACUGAGGUUAUGAAGUCGAUCCUGGAUGGCCUUGCAGAUACCACCUUCCGCACCAUCACCACAGACCUCCUCUACGUGGGUUCAAAUGACAUUCAGUACGAAGACAUCAAAGGAGACAUGGCAUCCAAAUUAGGAUACUUCCCUCAGAAAUUCCCUCUGACUUCCUUCAGGGGUAGUCCCUUCCAAGAAAAGAUGACUGCAGGAGACAACUCCCAAUUGGUGCCAGUGGUAGACGCAACAAACAUCACAGAAUUCUACAACAAGUCCCUCUCGUCAUACAAAGAGAAUGAGGAGAACAUCCAGUGUGGGGAGAACUUCAUGGACAUGGAGUGCUUCAUGAUUCUGAACCCCAGUCAGCAACUGGCCAUUGCCGUGCUGUCCCUCACACUGGGCACCUUCACGGUUCUGGAGAACCUGCUGGUGCUGUGUGUCAUCCUGCACUCUCGCAGUCUUCGAUGCAGGCCUUCCUACCACUUCAUUGGCAGUCUGGCGGUGGCUGACCUCCUGGGGAGUGUCAUUUUUGUCUACAGCUUUGUUGACUUCCAUGUGUUCCACCGUAAAGACAGCCCCAAUGUGUUUCUGUUCAAAUUGGGUGGGGUCACCGCCUCCUUCACAGCUUCUGUGGGCAGCCUGUUCCUCACAGCUAUCGACAGGUACAUAUCCAUUCACAGGCCUCUGGCCUAUAAGAGGAUCGUCACCAGGCCCAAGGCCGUGGUGGCCUUUUGUCUGAUGUGGACUAUUGCUAUAGUAAUUGCUGUGCUGCCUCUCCUUGGCUGGAACUGCAAGAAGCUGCAAUCUGUUUGCUCCGACAUUUUCCCACUCAUUGAUGAAACCUACCUGAUGUUCUGGAUUGGGGUUACCAGCGUGCUGCUGCUGUUCAUUGUGUAUGCAUACAUGUACAUUCUCUGGAAGGCCCACAGCCAUGCAGUCCGCAUGAUUCAACGUGGAACCCAGAAGAGCAUCAUCAUCCACACAUCAGAAGAUGGCAAGGUGCAGGUGACUCGGCCCGACCAAGCCCGCAUGGACAUUAGGCUGGCAAAAACCCUGGUCCUGAUACUGGUAGUGUUGAUCAUCUGCUGGGGCCCUCUGCUUGCAAUCAUGGUAUAUGAUGUCUUUGGAAAGAUGAAUAAGCUUAUCAAGACGGUGUUUGCCUUCUGUAGUAUGCUCUGCCUGCUGAACUCCACCGUGAACCCCAUCAUCUACGCUCUGAGGAGCAAGGACCUGAGACAUGCUUUCCGCAGCAUGUUUCCUUCAUGCGAAGGUACUGCGCAGCCUCUAGAUAACAGCAUGGGGGACUCAGACUGCCUGCACAAGCACGCCAACAACACAGCCAGCAUGCACAGGGCCGCGGAAAGCUGCAUCAAGAGCACCGUUAAGAUCGCCAAGGUGACCAUGUCUGUGUCCACAGACACGUCUGCCGAGGCUCUGUGAGCCUGCUGCUUUCGUGGCUGCACAGAAAAAGAAAUUCCUGUUUUUUUUUUU